CGCGCCCCCUCCCGGCCGCCAUGUUGGUUGGUGUGUGGGUGUCAAAGGGAGGCAGACGCGGCGGCGGCGGCGGCGGCUGCGGCUCCGCGGGCUCCGGUGGCUCCCGCUUGCCUUCCCAGCGCUACGGGCGGCAGCAGCAGCGCACACGCCCCGGCCCGGAGGAGCGGAGGCUUGGUGCUAGGUGCUGGGGACUUGCUGUGAACAAGACAGAUGGGGACCACCAAGCGCUUGGACCAGAGCCCGGCGUUGGAGACGUGGACCUCACUGUAGAGGACAUAACCAUGACGACUUCGUCCAUCAGACGGCAGAUGAAGAACAUUGUGAACAAUUACUCCGAGGCCGAAAUCAAAGUCCGGGAAGCCACCUCCAAUGACCCGUGGGGCCCGUCCAGCUCGCUGAUGACUGAGAUCGCCGACCUGACCUACAACGUGGUGGCCUUCUCCGAGAUCAUGAGCAUGGUGUGGAAGCGGCUCAACGACCACGGCAAGAACUGGCGGCACGUGUACAAGGCGCUGACGCUGCUGGACUACCUCAUCAAGACGGGCUCUGAGCGGGUGGCCCAGCAGUGCCGGGAGAACAUCUUCGCCAUCCAGACCCUGAAGGACUUCCAGUACAUCGACCGCGACGGCAAGGACCAGGGCGUGAACGUGCGCGAGAAGUCCAAGCAGCUGGUGGCCCUGCUCAAGGACGAGGAGCGGCUGAAGGCUGAGAGGGCCCAGGCCCUCAAAACCAAAGAGCGCAUGGCCCAGGUGGCCACCGGCAUGGGCAGCAACCAGAUCACCUUUGGCCGCGGCUCCAGCCAGCCCAACCUCUCCACCAGCUACUCAGAGCAGGAGUACGGCAAGGCCGGGGGCUCGCCGGCCUCCUACCAUGGCUCGCCCGAGGCCUCGCUGUGCCCCCAGCACCGCACAGGGGCCCCGCUGGGUCAGAGCGAGGAGCUGCAGCCGCUGAGCCAGCGCCACCCUUUCCUGCCGCACCUGGGGCUGGCCUCCCGCCCAAGUGGCGACUGGUCCCAGCCCUGCCUCACUUGUGACCGCGCAGCCCGAGCCACCUCCCCGCGGGUGUCCUCUGAGCUGGAGCAAGCCCGGCCCCAGACGAGCGGAGAAGAAGAGCUUCAGCUACAGCUGGCACUCGCCAUGAGCAGAGAAGUGGCCGAGCAGGAAGAGCGCCUGAGGCGGGGCGAUGACCUCAGACUGCAGAUGGCCCUCGAGGAAAGCCGGAGAGACACAGUUAAAGUUCCUAAGAGGAAAGAGCACGGCUCCCGUCCGCCACAGACCCCUCUGCUGGACCUGCUGGACGCCCUCCCCAGCUCAGGCCCCGCCACCCAGAAGUCAGAACCCUGGGCCCCAGCGGCUGCUGCUAACCAGACCAACCCCUGGGGCGGGCCCGCGGCCCCCACCAGCACCUCGGAGCCCUGGCCGUCAUUCGGUGCCAAGCCAGCUGCUUCUGUCGACCCGUGGGGAGUGCCCACCGGAACCAGCGCACACACUGUCCCCAAGAGCUCAGACCCCUGGGCGGCUUCGCAGCAGCCAGCUUCCGGUGCCGGGAAGACAGCUGAUGCCUGGGGUGCGGCCUCAGCCACCAAGCCCAUGUCUGCUUCUGGGUCCUUUGAGCUCUUCAGUAACUUGAAUGGUACAGUUAAAGACGACUUCUCCGAAUUUGACAACCUCCGAACUUCAAAAAAAGCAGCCGAGCCUGCGGCCCCCCCGCCUUCUCAAAACAACGGCACUACGAGCCCCGACCCCUUCGAGUCUCAGCCCCUGCCCGGCACCUCCAGUAAGCCCAGCAGUGCCCGGAAAACGCCCGAGUCCUUCCUGGGCCCUAAUGCAGCCCUGGUGAACCUGGACUCCCUGGUGACCAGGCCCACACCGCCAGCCCAGUCCCUCAACCCUUUCCUGGCGCCAGGUGCGGCCGCCACCUCGGCCCCUGUCAACCCGUUCCAGGUGAACCAGCCCCAGCCGCUGACACUGAACCAGCUGCGCGGGAGCCCCGUCCUCGGGAGCAGCGCGGCCUUCGGGCCUGGCCCCGGGCCGGAGCCCCUGCCUGUGGCCCCCGUGACCUCCACAGCCCCACACCCCGCUCUGGGGGCCGGGGGCCCCUCCCUGACACCGCUGGGCCCUGCAGCCAUGAACACGAUGGGCAGCGUGGGCCUCCCCUCGUCGACAGCCCAGGCCUCCGGCACCACCAACCCUUUCCUUCUCUAGCACCUGGCCUGGGACUGGCCAGAGGGUGCUGAGCUGGGUUGCUGUUCUGUGGGACGAUGUCUGAGGGGUGGGGGUGGGGCAGGGUGGGUCUGGCUUCCCUGCAGCCCCCACCCUCACUGUCCAAGGCAUGUGGGCCCCCCCGCCCCCUGUCCUCAGCCUGACCGGCUCUCACCACUCCCUCCCGAAUGCUCAGGUCCUGGCUGGGCUCUGAGGCCCAGGACAAGGAGGCGGGCACGGGGGUGCGGCCCUCGCCCCAGCCUGAGCCAGUGGGCCUGCCUGGCAACUCGGGACAGCCACCUCGUCCUCCACCCCCGGCCCCAGGGGCAGCCCAGGCAGUCCCAGCGUGGACGGAUGAUGCGCUGGCCCCAUAGACACCCUGCUGGGGAAGGGGUGGCGCCUGGGUCGUUUUCCUUUGACUCUGUGUGAGUUCAAAGCAAGCAGCAGCACCGUGGACAACUCUCGACGUAAACCCACUAGCGCGAGCUUUCACACUAACCUGAGCAUAACCCUGCCACGUCGGUUCUCUGCUUGUAUCUGUUUGCACAUAAUCUGUUUAGUACAGUUUCAUAUUUGAGUUUGCAGAAUUAUCUAAUAGUCUUUUUUUGGCUAAUAUUUUUAUAACGUGGUUCUUAUUUAACUGUCUAGUUUUGAUAGAACUGACCAAGUCUGGCUGAAUUAAGAUGUUGGCACGUGUCGUUUAGUGGUUUAAAUCCUCUUAUUUAUGGUUUUAACUCUGUGUGAGAAGUUGAGAAGGAAGAGCUCUUCGGAUGACAAAAAUGCCUUAUGGAGAAACUACAGCAAAACUGUUGAUAGGAAAAAAUAGGGGAAUUUGAUUACACAUGAAAGAUGUUUAUUUAAAAGAAAAAUUCCAACAACAAAAAUCCUAGCCUCCGGCUGCCUUUUCCUUUCAACUCCCCCUUUUUGGUGAAUUGCUGAACCCACCGACUCCCAGAGAGGCUAUUUUUACUGAUAAACCAACAUCCUCAAAGUUAAAAGGAAAACGCUAAUGUAUGAAUGUGACUCACCAGUUUUUAUCGACUAAUUCCUUUUUUUAAAUUAAGUAGGCCUGCAGGGAUUAAGAAGGACUUGUGUUUACAGUGGAAUUGGAAGUGGAAGAGCGUCCUCCGCCCGGCCCCCACGCAGGUGCAGGGGGUGGUCCCACGUGGGGGUGUGCGCUAUGCAUGCAGUCCCAGGGGGCCCAGUCCCCAGGUGGAGGCGGGGCCGAGGGACCAGGGCUGGCCCGGGCCACCUGCCUGCUAACCCCAGACGCGUGCGCAGGCUGCGUCGUCUCUGUUUGGAGAUGAAAUUAAAAAAAAAAAAAAACACAAGAUCCGCACGUGGGACAGUGGGGUAGCAGUGGGGUAGAUUUUGAACAGACGUGCACUAAGACUGCCACCCUCUCCUGAGGUCCUACUGUCCCCCCCCCCCCACACGGGUAAUAAAGUAUUAAGUGCAAGUGAAAGGCCAGGAAGGACUUGCUCCUCCCCAAGGAAGGGCCAGCCCGCCUCCGUGUUGGGGGGCCGGGUGGCCGGCCUGGCAGGUGCUCCUGGCUCUCUUCUAACCUGCUCUGAGGACAGCUGAACGCUGGCCAGCACUUCUCUGGAUCCAGAAGGAGAGGCGCCAUUAGCACCGGCUCCCAGAGGUUUGUGGUGGUCCCUGGGCUGCCCGCUCAGGCCCUCUCCCCGUGUCCUGUUUGAAGAGCCCAGCCCCCUACCCCUGCGUCCCUGGGGCUGGGGCUGCAGCAAGGCUGUCUGGGGCUGCCCGUCCAGAGCUGCUGCAGGACGCCUGCUGGGAAGGUGCUUCCCCUCACAUGGUGCGCGGCCCGGGCCAGCCUUACGCCUCUGACUCCGCUGCUGGGGGUCGGGGAUCCUUUGGUCCCAGAUGAGCCCUUCCUGAUGUGAGAUAGCCACGAGUCACCAGGGCUCAGGAAGACGGUCCCAGCCCCACCUGGCAGGCGUCCCAAGCACCCAGUGUCCCAUUGCCCACUGCACUGAUCAUGAAGCCGCCAGCCACUGCCACGCAUGUUGCUCACGUGCCGUGCCCCCUCCCUCCCGACGGGCACCCCAGUGCGAGACGUCACCCAGCUGUGUCUCAGUCCCAGGGGCCGGUGGCUGGUUUGGAAUUUGUGUUGACUGUUGAUAUUUACUGUAUAAAUAUAAUUUAUCAUUUGUAUCAUGA
Molecule: messenger RNA, 4382 nt
Organism: Oryctolagus cuniculus (rabbit)
Lineage: Eukaryota; Metazoa; Chordata; Mammalia; Lagomorpha; Leporidae
Source: RefSeq, a predicted model, not a curated record